Molecule: messenger RNA, 1176 nt
Organism: Peronospora matthiolae
Lineage: Eukaryota; Oomycota; Peronosporomycetes; Peronosporales; Peronosporaceae
Source: the annotation of a GenBank genome assembly
AUGGUACCACUACCAAUACUGGUACCCCCGACGGGGUACCCCACGGGGGUACGCGUCACCCCUCCUCCCACGACGCCCCGUCCAGUCAAAACAGCACCAGUGACGAUCGCCAAAAGACGCGCCAGGCUUCGCGUGCGUACCCCCGCGUCUCCAGUGGCCGCGCUCGUGCUACUUCACGCCCCCCCGCCCAGCCCGAUGCCCCACGACGGGUCCCCUCUCCCGCACGCGACGCCGCCGCCGAGCCAAGACGGGAAGAACCGCGACGCCGAGCUCACGCACCAGUCGCGCCAAGUCGCGAGUCGCGUGCUCGAGCAGUUCCAAGCCGACCCGACGCUCGGCCGCAGCCGCAUUCCGUACGCGUCGCUCUACUUCACGCGCGUGCUGAGCAAAGGCGCGUUCGGGGAGGUGUGGCUGGCCCAGCUGGAGAACCGCCAAGUGGCGGUGAAGCGCAUUCUGAACGAGAAGAAGAACGACGAGCGCGAGAUCGAGUGCUUUGGCGCGGAGAUCAAGCUCAUGGCGUCGUUCUCGCAUCCGAAGAUUGUCGAGUUUGUUGGCGUGUCCUGGAGCUCCAUGCAGGACGUGUGUGCAGUGACCGAGUACAUGAGCAAAGGGGAUUUGUACGGCUUUUUGAAGCGACGACAGGGGCAGCUGAACUGGCGCGACCACAAGAUCUACUUGGCCGAAGACGUGGCGGACGCACUGGGGUAUCUGCACGGGCUGUCGCCCAAAGUGAUCCAUCGGGACCUCAAGUCGAAGAACAUUUUACUGGACGACUCGUUCCGUGCGAAGCUCAGUGACUUUGGCAUUAGUCGAGAACGCUCGGUGGAAGACACGAUGACAGCUGGAGUAGGUACGAUCUACUGGACGGCACCGGAAGUGUUGAUGGGCAAGAAGUACACAGAGAAGGCCGAUAUCUUUUCGUUUGGGAUCGUCAUGUCGGAGCUUGAUAUGCAUGCCGUGCCGUAUUCGGACAAGCGGGACAAUGCGGGCAAGAAACUCCAGGGCAUGAAGAUUGUACAGAUGGUGAUCCGACGGAAUUUGCGACCGACGUUUUCGCCAGAGUGUCCACCGCUCGUGAAGGAGCUCGUGGACCGCUGUUUGGACUCGGACCCGGACGUGCGACCUGGAGCAAUGGAGCUGCUGCGGAUCAUUCAGCGUAUGCAGCGCCUUUUGUGA